GUGGUUAAGAACUGUCAUGGCGCUGUACUGAAGAGCUAAUGCGUUAGCAAGACACUUUGCAGAUUUACAGUAGCGGGUUCAAAGGUCGUCGUAUUUGUUUGUUUUUAGGAAUAAUUGAAUGUAAAGAAUUAAAACAUGGGGACUGUACACGCAAGAAGUUUGGACCCUCUCCCUAUGCAGGGUCCUGAGCUGGGGGUUCAAGCUGAUGACCUGGAUGUUGGCGAAGCAGAGUACGAGCCUCAGCAGGAAGUUCUAGAAAACAAAGAUGUUGUAGUUCAGCGUGUACAUAUAGAUGGGCUUGGAAGGACUAAGGAGGAUCUUCUGACAUACGAGAUCGAAGAUGUUUUCAGAGCCAAGAACUUGAUUGAUGUAAUGAAGAAGAGCCAUAAUGCCAGACAGAAACUAUUACGUCUGGGAAUAUUCAGGCACGUGGAGGUGAUGAUUGAUACCUCACAGGGUGAAGAUGCACUGCCUAAUGGACUGGACGUCACGUUCGAGGUGAAGGAGCUCAGGAGACUAACUGGAAGCUAUAACACCAUGGUUGGAAACAAUGAGGGAAGCAUGGUGCUGGGUUUGAAAUUGCCCAAUGUUUUCGGCCGUGCCGAGAAGCUCACUUUCCAGUUUUCCUACGGCACCAAGGAGACAUCCUAUGGCCUCUCUUUCUUCAAGCCUCAAGCUGGACAUUUUGAACGGAACUUUUCUGUCAACAUCUACAAAGUCACGGGCCAGUUCCCAUGGAGUUCACUGAGAGAAACCGAUCGAGGAAUCUCCACAGAGUUCAGUUUUCCUAUCUGGAAGACAAACCACACUCUGAAAUGGGAGGGAGUGUGGAGGGAGCUCGGCUGUCUGGCACGCACUGCCUCCUUCGCUGUCCGAGAGGAAAGCGGUCACUCGCUCAAGUCCUCCCUCUCCCAUACAAUGGUUAUCGACACGCGCAGCUCCCCCAUCCUACCAAAGAGAGGUGCCUUAUUAAAGAUCAACCAGGAGUUGGCAGGUUAUACUGGUGGAGAUGCCAGAUUCCUGAAGGAGGACUUUGAAAUUCAGCUCAAUAAGCGACUCUUCUGGGAUUCAGUCCUUUCAGCCUCUCUAUGGGGAGGUCUGCUGCUUCCCUUUGGAGACAGACAAACAUCAAUUGCUGACAGGUUUUAUCUGGGAGGCCCAACCAGUGUGAGAGGUUUCAGCAUGUACAGCAUCGGACCACAAAGUGAAGGUGAUUAUCUGGGUGGAGAGAUGUACUGGGCCGGUGGGCUCCACCUGUACACUCCUCUACCAUUCAGACCAGGGCGUGGGGGCUUCGGGGACCUUUUCCGAACACACUUCUUUCUCAAUGCUGGAAACUUGUGCAACCUCAAUUAUGGAGAGGGGCCUCGAGCACACCUGAGCCGACUAGCGGAGUGUAUCCGUUGGUCGUACGGAGCAGGUAUCGUGCUGCGUCUGGGGAACAUCGCCAGACUUGAGCUCAAUUACUGCAUUCCCAUGGGCGUCCAGAGUGGAGACAGGAUAUGUGAUGGAGUGCAGUUCGGAGCUGGCAUUCGCUUCCUGUAACACCAUGAAGCCUUUAGUAUAUCUAACUAGGACAAGAAAACAGGAGGAUUUUAUAUGCAGAUAAAAUCUGUUUGAAACUUCUUUGUAGAGUAAGAAUGUUUGUGGUUCAAUUUUUUUUUUUUUGGACACUGAAACUGUAUUGUUAGGACAGAAGUCUAAAGCCAAAAAUAUUGCAAAGAAGAAUCUAAGAACACUCACCUGCCUUGUUAGUGCAGUACUGACACAUUAUAUUUAUUUGUCUGAUCAGCACAAAAAAAAAAAUUCAAUAAAAACCUACACCCGUCUUCUGUAAUUUUUAUCUUCACCUGAGGAUUCUUCUCUUGAGUGUAAAGGGAGGUGUCUGCUCAUGAUCUCCAGUCCCAUAGCUUAUAGAAUUUGAGACAACUGAUGGUCCAUCUGGUUAUGGGAAUUAAGAAAAAUAAAACUUCAAUUAUUUUUCAGUUUAA
This is a messenger RNA of Clarias gariepinus (North African catfish), 1991 nucleotides long. It is a transcript of the gene samm50, whose product is annotated as SAMM50 sorting and assembly machinery component. The record is from RefSeq and is a predicted model, not a curated record. The transcript is spliced from 15 exons. Gene Ontology annotation, cellular component: SAM complex; outer membrane. The coding region runs from base 136 to 1545 and encodes 469 amino acids. NCBI's taxonomy places the organism in Eukaryota, Metazoa, Chordata, Actinopteri, Siluriformes, Clariidae. Gene Ontology annotation, biological process: mitochondrial respiratory chain complex assembly; protein insertion into mitochondrial outer membrane.